GGAGCCAUCGUUAGUUGUAAGUCAACCUCGCUCCUGACAGGCUGGCAGGCCAAUCGAAAGCGAAACCGUGUGCCCGAAACCAAAUUGCCAUAGCAGCCAAACUGCCGUGACAAUAGCGCAAAAAGAAAGGAUUCAUAAACAUUCACCUGCCAUUCACAUAGCUACACUAGUGCUGCCUUUACCUUGACUUGUGUGUCACACGUAAAUAGGAAUUUAACUCGAUUUUUAUUACAUUAGCGUGGCUCCGUGAUAGUGCUCGCUCGCCUGGUUGAUAGUCCUUCCAUCAGUCGUUGGUGAAUCGCAGACAUGGCGGACGAGGAGGCCGGCAAGGAGGGCGAGAAGAAAAUCGUGCACGUUUAUCCUCUGGUGAAGCACACCGACAUGAACGAGGAGAUGCGGAUAGAGGCCAUUGAACUGUCCAUUACCGCCUGCGAGAAAUACUCAUCGAACUACGAGCACGCUGCCAGAAUCAUCAAGGAGAACAUGGACAAGAAGUUCGGCAUCUACUGGCAUGUGGUCGUGGGCGAAGGGUUCGGCUUCGAGGUCUCCUACGAGACGGAGAACAUUCUCUAUUUGUUCUUCGCCGGCAACCUGGCCAUCGUGCUGUGGAAGUGCUCCUGAAUGCGGGUCAGCAGUUACACUAACGUACCUAGAAACCGGAACUGGAACCAAAACCGAACCAAACAAAAAUUUAGCAUUAAUUUAGUCAUACAAACAGAACACUCACCGUAGUUAACGAAUGUUAUGAAUAUUAAGCCUAGUAUCGGCGGCGGAGUAAUAAAUACCCUGGCAACCAUGUGACUUGUUGGGAAAAGAA
This is a messenger RNA of Drosophila simulans, 817 nucleotides long. RefSeq names its product dynein axonemal light chain 4. Gene Ontology annotation, molecular function: dynein intermediate chain binding; dynein light intermediate chain binding. Gene Ontology annotation, biological process: microtubule-based process. Gene Ontology annotation, cellular component: dynein complex. Bases 307 to 621 code for a protein of 104 amino acids. The record is from RefSeq and is a predicted model, not a curated record. The transcript has 3 exons. Lineage: Eukaryota; Metazoa; Arthropoda; Insecta; Diptera; Drosophilidae.